Molecule: messenger RNA, 2727 nt
Organism: Micromonas pusilla CCMP1545
Lineage: Eukaryota; Viridiplantae; Chlorophyta; Mamiellophyceae; Mamiellales; Mamiellaceae
Exons: 6
Coding region: 4-1581 (525 amino acids)
Cellular component (GO): cytosol; protein phosphatase type 2A complex
Molecular function (GO): protein phosphatase regulator activity; protein binding
Source: RefSeq, a predicted model, not a curated record
AUCAUGGCGUCCGCCGCGCCCGAGCCCAUCGCGGAGCUGGAAUGGAACUUCAGCCAGGUGUUCGGGGAGAGGACGCCGGGGGAGGAGGUUCAGGACGCGGACGUGAUCAGCGCCGUGGAGUUCGAUCGCACGGGCGAGCACCUCGCGACGGGCGACCGCGGUGGGCGCGUCGUCCUCUUCGAGCGCAUCCACCCGUCGAAGGCUGCGGUCGAAGCGAUGCGGUCGCGCGCGGGCCCCGACGGCGCGACGCCGCCCGCGCCGGUGGAGUAUCGAUACCUGACCGAGUUCCAGUCGCACGAGCCGGAGUUUGACUACCUGAAGUCGCUCGAGAUCGAGGAAAAGAUCAACACGCUGCGAUGGUGCCAUCAGGCGCGUUCUAUCUCACACUGGUUCCUGAUCAGCACGAACGAUAAGACGAUCAAGCUGUGGAAAGUGUUCGAGAAACAGAUGCAGUGCGUCGCGGAUUAUAACUUGGACGCGCACACGCGGGAUAACGGCCGGGAUAUGAGCGUUUUCGGACCGGGCAAGGGUGGCGGCGGCGGCUCGAACAGAGCCUCGCCGGCGGCUCCCAUCACGCCGGAGAAGUGUCACGACGCGGGCGCGACGACGACGAGCCCCAACCCCAAGGGUCCCAACCGCCCGUCCUUCGCGGGCCCGCUGAAAAUCCCGAGCGUUCGCGCCGCGGACGUCGUCUUCAGCGCGCGGUGCAGGCGGCUGUACAGUAACGCGCACGCGUAUCACAUAAACUCUCUCUCCGUCAACAGCGACUGCGAGACGUACAUCAGCGCGGAUGACUUGCGCGUCAACCUGUGGCACCUGGACCGCCACGACGCGAGCUUCAACAUCGUGGACAUCAAGCCGGGGAACAUGGAGGACCUCACGGAGGUGAUCACCGCCGCGGAGUUCCACCCCGGGUCGUGUAACUUGUUCGCGUACUCAAGCAGUAAAGGGUCGAUUCGGCUCGCGGAUAUGCGGUCCAACGCGCUGUGUAACGCGCACUGUAAGCUCUUCGACGAGGCGGAGCCGCCGGGGGCGCGGAGCUUCUUCUCGGAGAUCAUCGCGAGCAUCUCGGACGUUAAAUUUUCGCGCGACGGUCGAUACCUUCUCGCGCGAGAUUACCUCACGCUGAAACUGUGGGACAUCAACAUGGAGCGCGAGCCGGUGGCGACGUUCAAGGUGCACGAGCAUCUGCGGUCGAAGCUCUGCGACCUGUACGAGAGCGACGCGAUCUUCGAUAAGUUUCAGUGCUGCCUCUCGCGCGACGGCUCGAGGCUCGCGACGGGGUCGUACGGGAACCAGUUCCGGACGUUUGAUUCGCACAGCGGCGGGACGGACACGCUCGAGGUGACGAAGAAUCCGCAGCGGUUGCGGCGGUUGCGGCAGCAGGGCAUGGCGGCGGAGGGCGGCGCCGACGGGAAGAAGGCGGCGGCGGCGGCGGCGGCGGCGGCGGCGGGCGCGGGCGCGGGUGUCGGACCGGGGUCGGCAGACUUCCCGACCAAGACGCUGCACAUGGCGUGGCACCCGCGGGAGGACGUCCUCGCGUGCGCGGCGUCGAACUCGCUGUACAUCUUCAACGCGUGAAGGAAGGAAGGAAGGAAGGAAGGGGGGGUAGAAAGAAGGGUCCGAUGACGUCGACGUCGCGAGGAACCGAGUUGAUUUUAUUCCAAAAUAAUAAAUCCCAGUCACACGACAACUUACGAUCUCCAUGAUGACCAUAGGUCAUCGAUCACUCCGCCGCCGCCCGGUCGAGAUACCGCACCGCGUCGUUCGCGGCGUGCAGCAGCGCGACCAUCGGGUGCGUCUUCUCUUCGCUCCUCCGCGCGACGUGAUUCUCCGGCAGCGCGCGCCGCUCGUCGCUCGCCCGCAGCGCCGCGGCGGCGCUCUCCGGCGACGCGAAUUCGAUCGCGACCCUCAGCGUCGACGACAAAUUCCGAAUCUGCCGCGGGCACCCCGCGGGAAUCAACGCGGCGUCGCGCUCGCGCUGCGUGAACGUCCACGGCGCGAUCGCGCCCUUGCUCUCCGCGCGCAGAAUCUCCAGAUCGUUCGCGGUGAGGAAGAACACGCCGUCGUGCAGCGGGUGGUGCACCUUCGCGCCGUCCUUCGGGCGAUGCGUCAGAUGCUUCCGCCGCCUUUUAAGAAACGACUCCACCGCCGCCGCGUCUCGUCUGCGAAACACGUGCCACUCCGCGCCCUGACCGACGCGGCUCUUCGUCGUCGCGUCGCACGCGUACGUCAUGACGUCGACGACGUCCGCGCCUGACCCGGCCGUGAGCCUGGUAACGCAGUCGCCCAGGCCGUUUUCUUCCACGCGGCCGUAGGCGACGUGGUGCCUCGGGCGGGACGCCGCGUCGACGGAGACUUUGAGCGCGGCGCCGCCGACGGUUCUUCGCGGCAGAUGCGUCGUCGCGUUCAUCGGACCAUCCUCGGGGUUGGUGUACUCUUGAAACGGCAAACCGCGCGAAAUUAACCUUCGGUGAUGCCGCGGGAGUCGGUCCACGCGUGCCGAGGCGUCAUUUGAGCUCAUUUGAGAGGCGGCGGACGCGUCGACGUCCUUCAGUCGAUACAGCGCGCCGUCGAACGCGGCGGCGUCGACGAAGCCUUUGAAGAAAUCGUGCGUCGUCAUCGCCUCCUCGCGUUCUUUAGAGACGUUCCCGCUCGGCGCGCAGUUCAUGACGGGGACCAUGCGGUCGGAGACGGUGGAACGCCCGCCCGCGGUGACGGCAACGC